AUGACAUCUAUCACAAGCUUGCCCAACGAGCUCCUUAUGGAGAUUUCGAGACAUUUGAACCGUGCAGCCGACUUGAGUUCCCUUUCCGCCACAAGUCGACGCUUUUACUUCGCCGUCAACCCUGUCUUAUACUCUUUUGCUGCUAUAAACUACCCGGGUAUCUUAUCCUGGGCCUGCGAAGCUGGCAAAAUUGAGAUGGUGAGGAAACUUCUCAAGGCAAGGCAAAACCCAAAUCAGCUCACAUCCAAUUCCCGAGAUCUUUUUUUAGAGGAUCGUAUGGGCAUUGAAUGGGUUCGCGACAUGGCAGACACUAGAGCCGUUGUCAACUCUAUAAUUAGUUACAAGCAGAGGGUUGUAGAACGUCGUUCAAGGCAUAAUAACGAUCCUCCUACUUACAACAAGAACUUAAAAAAUAGAAAAAGAACAAGAAGAGUAAGAAAAUACUUGCGUCUGGUUUUGAGAAAUUUCUGGUUUCCCCUCCACUCCGCUGCUAUAGCUGGAUCUACCGAGCUCGUCAAACUAUUGGUAGACUCCGGUGCUUUCUUGGACGUUCCUGCGCAUGCGAUUUAUAACUGCCAACCUCGUUACGACCGGAAGAUAAUUAAGUCUGAGUUUUACUAUUGGACGCCAUUGCACACCGCUUUAUGCUGCGGUAAUGAGGCCGUGGCAAACUUGCUUAUUAGCCUAGGGGCGUCAACAAAUGUUGAAAUAAAUAAAAGGAAGUCUAGUGCAUUGCAUUGGGCGGUUCGCGGUGGUUAUUCAUCAACCAUACAACUACUUUUAGAAGGCGACGAAAAGGUCCCCAUUGACGUCCGGGAUGUUGAUAACGCAACUCCCCUUAUGUGGGCUUUAGGGACACCACAUAGCAUCCCGACAAUGGAGUGCCUCCUUCGGUACGGCGCAAACAUGGAAGCGCAAACUAAUAGGCGGUGUUCUGGGUUUAAUCAACAACCCACUGCACUCUUACGAGCUAUUCGUUGCUGUUGGUACGAAGACGCUCUUUUCCUUAUUAAUUCCGGGGCGAAUAUCCAUCCUCCUACAGAUGCUUUACCCUCCGCACUAGACCAGUGCCUUAUUUCCCUCCGCGGGAUCCCUAGCGAAGAGAUGUCAGAGAAAGUGUUCUACCUUUGGCCUGAAAUAGAUAAUCGGAUGCAUAUACAAUUUUGUAGGCGUUUUGGCCUUGAGCGUGACCUGGGGGUUUUGUCAAAAAAUCCUGAUUUCAACGAUAUUUACGAUGAAGAAGUUCACUCUGGCAUGGUGGAAUUAGCCAAAAAGCUCAUCUGCAUCGGUGCUAAUGUUCACGGUUCUCCUGGCACUCGGUAUGCGCCACUAGUGCGCGCAUCAGGGGCUCAUUUGACAACGGUGGUAGACCUGUUGAUAAAGUAUGGUGCGGAAGUUGACCAAGAAGGUGAUGAUGGUAUAUAUCCGCUACUUGCUGCUGUCCUUACCACGGAUACGGUAUCACCGAAAUCUUGUUUUGACACUGUUGAGUGCCUCCUCAAAAAUGGGGCAAAUCCUAACAAAGUAACUCGGCGCAACCGGACAGUUCUCAUGGCCAUAUGCUCUAGUUCCUCCCACAACCCGAAUGAUCUUGAGCUGGUUAAGCUUCUUGUCGAAAAUGGUGCGGAUGUAAACGCUCGUAAUGUCUUCCAGGUGCGACGUCUUGCAUACUAUCUCUUCGAAAAGUCCUUGUUAUUUUCACCUCUUCAAGCCGCUCUCUGCACUCAUAAGGUAGAUAUCUGUCGGUAUCUUAUAGAUAUAGGUGUAGAAGAUUCUUAUCAAAUGUCUGAUCUUCAUGAAAUACUGGAACAUUUAGUCCAACAGGAUAGCUACUACUUCUAUUCUGGAGACGAAAGGAAACACGCUCGGGAGCAGUAUUGUGAAGCUUUCCAGCUUCUCUUCGAAAUUGAUCAUUCUGGAUGGCUUUUUAAACAUCCCAAGGCUCUUUGGAUGUCUACUAUGGUCCGUUGCUUUCCCCUGACGACGAUUCUCCUCAAAAAUGGCGCUUCUGAUGCUUCGUGGGUCAACAGGGAGGGGGAAACUUGUUUACAUAAUAUGGCCUUUUUUGGAUUCGGUGACUGCCUGGUUCCUACCCUCAUACCACACCUUAUCGCAAACGGCGCGGAUGUUAACAAGCUUAACAACGACGGCUGCUCGCCGUUGUCGUAUAUUCUACAAUCAGACUUCCUAGACGCCUCUGUGGAGGACGUUGGACGGUACGUCAGAUUGUUCACAGUCUUCAUCGAGAACGGAAUAAUCCAGACGAACCGCGAUGUAGAGGUAUUUGAAUUGCUGGUGGAUAACCUAGAUCUUCUGACCCAUAUAGUCCAGUUACACCUAUUUGUCGAACUAAGCAAUCUGUACGUUGUCAAAGGCGGGAAAAUAGUUGCCCGAGAAACACGCCUCCAUCGGGAAGUCUCUCAGGUUAGGACAAAUAUGGAUGAGGUUCAUUGA
Daldinia loculata is the source of this 2454-nucleotide messenger RNA. RefSeq names its product ankyrin. Gene Ontology annotation, molecular function: protein binding. The transcript has 3 exons. The record is from RefSeq and is a predicted model, not a curated record. The coding region runs from base 1 to 2454 and encodes 817 amino acids. Lineage: Eukaryota; Fungi; Ascomycota; Sordariomycetes; Xylariales; Hypoxylaceae. Gene Ontology annotation, cellular component: cytoplasm.